Molecule: messenger RNA, 1703 nt
Organism: Apus apus (common swift)
Lineage: Eukaryota; Metazoa; Chordata; Aves; Apodiformes; Apodidae
Gene: ADPRHL1
Product: ADP-ribosylhydrolase like 1
Exons: 7
Coding region: 300-1364 (354 amino acids)
Biological process (GO): protein de-ADP-ribosylation
Molecular function (GO): ADP-ribosylarginine-[protein] hydrolase activity; magnesium ion binding
Source: RefSeq, a predicted model, not a curated record
CUGGGUUGCAGAAACUAGGCUUUUGCACUUCGCUUCGCAGGUCAACUCUUGCAGUUCCAUUGAACAAAGCCCCUGCAAAAUCCCUGGGUUAUGAAAUAUUUCCUCUCUGUUGGGCCCCGGACAAGAGAUGGCAUCUGAAGAGCCAGAAAAGGAAGUCCUUGCCUUAUAGAGAGCGCUCUUGGUGUGACACAAUGGCUGAUAUAAAGUGGCAGGGGAGCUGAGCUGAAGGCAAAGGAACAAAGGAAGAUCAAGAUUCGGGGGCUGUUCUGGGCAACAGGAAAGAAGGAAGUGUCUUGGGGAUGGAUAAAUUCAAGGCUGCCCUUGUGCUGGCUGGGGUAGGGGAUGCUCUCGGUUACCGCAAUUUCUCCCGAGAAAACAACGCCUUAGGUGCAAAAAUCCAGCAGGAGCUGAAGGAAAUUGGAGGGCUUGAGAACCUGGUGCUCUCCCCCGACAAGUGGCCAGUAAGUGACAACACGCUCAUGCACAUGGCUACAGCAGAGGCUGUCAUCACAGAUUACUGGUGUUUAGAAGACCUGUACCGAGAGAUGGUAAAACGCUACGUGGAUGCUAUUGACAAGCUCCCUGGGAGGAGGCCAGACCCUGCUACCAUUGAAGGCUGCAGGGAAUUAAAACCAGACAACUACCUUCUUGCUUGGCACACACCGUUCAAUGAAAAGGGUUCUGGAUUUGGAGCAUCUACAAAAGCCAUGUGUUUAGGGAUGCGGUACUGGAAGCCAGAAAGGCUGGAGUCACUUGUUGAAGUGAGCAUCGAGUGUGGACGAAUGACUCACAACCAUCCUACAGGCUUUCUAGGGUCCCUGUGCACAGCACUCUUUGUGGCGUAUGCAAUACAAGGGAAACCCCUUGUGCAGUGGGGAAGAGAGAUGAUGAAGGUUGUGCCAAUGGCUGAAGACUACUGCAAGAAGACCAUUCGCCACAUGGCAGAAUAUCAAGAGCACUGGUUUUACUUUGAAGCCAAGUGGCAGUUUUAUUUGGAGGAGAGAGAAAUCAAUGAAGAAAAUCAGAAUAAACCUGUCUUUCCGGACAACUAUGAUGCAGAGGAGAGAGAAAAGACGUACAGGAGAUGGAGCUCCGAGGGCCGGGGGGGAAGACGAGGCCAUGAUGCCCCCAUGAUUGCCUACGAUGCCCUGCUGGGCUGCGGUGGGGACUGGACAGAGCUCUGCAACCGCUCCAUGUUCCACGGAGGAGAAAGCGCGGCUACAGGGUCUAUCGCCGGCUGCCUGUACGGCUUGGUUUACGGCCUAAGCAAGGUUCCCAAAGGCUUGUACCAGGACCUGGAACAGAGGGAGAGGCUCGAGUACUUGGGCGAGAAUCUGUACCGACUAUCCAUGGAGGAAAAGUAAAGCAGUUUCUGCCAUUUUUCUAUAAAGACUAUCUCGAACCCUGUAGAUAACUGACAGAUGUUCAUAGCGAAGGAAAUAGCUGAGAGUUAGUCUGAAAGGCUGUAUUUAGAUUGUGUGCAAGCAAAGAUAGCUGAAUUAUUCAAGACUGAUUAGAUAUUUAUGGCCUUUGUGGGUUUUUUUACAGAUGUAGGGUUUCUUUGAGCAUACAGUGAGAUUUUUGAGUAUAUAGUGAGAUAAUCUCAAAUGACAAAAAGAUUUUAAAAACCUCUUUUGAAUUAUUUCAGUCUAACUCGCUAUAAUACCACUUCCUAAAAAGCCAAGACCAGUAAUUACAGAUAC